AAAUGUUUCUACUAAUUUUUUUUUCAAUCGCAGGCCUUUCUUUCUAUAUUCUUACAACUGUUUGACUAUCUAUAAAUAAAUAGCAAGAUAUUUCUUUAAAAAAAAAAAUCAACAUUUGCUGUAAGAGAUCAUUAGAAAUGUGUUUAGAAAGAGGAAAAUAUGGGAUAUAUAACAUUUAGUUUUAAAGAAAUUCUAUGCCAAUGUCAUAUUUAAUUUAAUAGGAUUUUAUAAGAGAAGAAGAAAUCGUUGGUAUCUUUAUAUUUUUGACUGGAUUACAAAUGAUAAACUCUUGUUAUUUAAUAUGGAAGAAGAGAAAUAUAUAUAUUCUUAUAAUGGUAUAAAUACACAAAAUACUCCUUAUUACAUAGUUUCACAGGCCUAUGGCAAUAACGUUAGUCAAUCGAUCUAUUCUCAGCAACAUUCUUUACGUAACGAUAAUCCUAAAAGCUCUCCAGUUAAUGUUACGAUCGGCUACAGAAAGCCAGUUAUAAAACGUAAAAGACUGAUAACAAACGAUGGAUGCAAGUUGUAUAUUAUACUUUCUUUGACAAUUCUAACGUUGAUAGGACUAGGAACUGGUCUAUAUUUUGGUUUUAGUUUUAAGCAAGAUAAAAAGGUUAACAUUGAAACAACAACAGAAAUAAAUUUUUCCCAAUCCGAUACAAUUGAUGGAAAUAUUCCGUUACAAACGCUAUUAUUUACUGAAAGUCAGAAAAUCUCCUCCUCUCGUGAUAGUGAAUUAUCAACUUCUAUAGCGUGGACCUCAGAGGGGAAAACUUCAAAGGAGUCUUUUUCAAAAAUAUCAUCAUACGUCUCAUCAGUAACGGAUAAAAUUAAAUUUGAAAAUGUAACAAUAAGAGCAGACGAUGAGGCAACAAAACAUCGGGAAGAGACUAGCUCUUUAUUUACAACGAACCCUCCUCAAAUCUCCGAUAAAACUACAGAAACGUCAACUGUUCCAGAUAAAAUUACUCCAAUUUCUAAUACUAUUUGGACAAGACUAACGAAAAAAGAAGAUUUUACUUCCAAACAACCGGCAACAACUAAAGACGAGGAUAAACAGACUACAUUAUCCUCAAGAGCAAGUACAUUUCCUAUUAAAACAUCUGAUAUGAUUCCCUCAAAUAGUUUGCCCGUUACAAAAAUCAAUUAUAGUCAAGAUAAUUUAACUAAGAAGCCUUUUAAGGGAAUAUCUACGACUAGAAAUGCAAUAGAAAAUACGUCCGUUAGACAAACUUUUCCAAUUGAUCUUACGGAUAGCACGAGCAAUCCUAGAGAGACUAAAAAACAAUCCGUUACAACUGAUGAUGGUUUCAACACCAAGUCGACUUCUAUCACGCUUGAAGCUAGACAAACUGAUAAAACUAAUCGUGUUUCAACAGUUUCCUUCGAAACCCAAACAAAAAUGGCUGUUACAGUUACAAAAUCGAUAAAACUUUCAACUAUGGAAUUAUUAUUAGCUAAUUUAACAACUGGUCCGACAGAUAGAGGGGAAGCCUCUACAGCAAAACUGCAAACUACUACUUUUACUCCCAUUAUUAAUAAUUGCGAAUCAUUAAAUGUUAUCGCUCCCCGAAUCAUAGGUGGAUCGAAUACAGUUCUAGGAGAAAUACCCUGGCAGGUAGAAAUGCUUCAUUUUUUUUUCUCCUUUUACAAACGUCUUUUUAACAUUGUAUAUCAAAAUAAAGCAAAAACAACAGAAUAUAAAUUAAUUAAUAAGCAAAAAUAUACAUUGUUUAAGGCCUUUUUGAAGAUAAAUAGAGUUGGAAUGGUUAGUAGGUGCGGAGCUGCUAUUAUCCAUGAAAGAUACUUAAUAACUGCUGCUCAUUGCGUAGAAAAGCAACCGUUUCGUGUAACUGCAAUUAUGGGAACAGCAAAUAUCAAGAGCCCUGAGAAAGUGGAAGUUCUUUGUACAGACUAUUAUAUACAUCCUAACUACUCAUCAUUGAAUUCCGAAUAUAAGAAUGAUAUUGCAGUCUUACGUCUUGAUACAGUAUUAUCUUUUGAUUGGAAAUUAGGACCAAUAUGCUUUCCUCAAAGGGAUUAUUCCGAAGAUAUUUCCUAUGAAUGCAAUUCAUCUGGUUAUGGUAGAAUCCGUAUUAAUGACGACAAAGUUAGUGACAUUUUAAGGAAAUCUUAUCAAAUAAUUGUUCCUGUAGAUGAAUGUAAAAAGCAUUUCUUAAACGAUGGUAGUCGUGUGACAUCACCAGACAUGAUAUGUUCUAGAGAUAAAUAUAAAAAAGACUCUGGUACUUGCAACGGUGAUUCUGGCGGUCCACUAUCCUGUUUUAUUGAUGGCCAAUGGAGAGUAUUGGGUAUCACUAGCUGGGGAAGAAAAAAUUGCUCAGAUGGUUUUACAGUCUAUUCUCGGGUUUGGACUUUCAGAAACUGGAUUAACACAGUAAUUAAGCUUACGAAUAAUUAAUCAAAUUGAAGGAGUUUAUCAAUUGUUAAUUCACAUAUGGAAUACUAAUCAGGAUAAAGAUGUCUUUCCUUUUCUGGAUUUUAUCAAAGCGAAAAAUGUAUAUAUACAGUAUAUAUAAUAAAAAUUAACGAAAACUGAUACUUAACAUAAUCUAUUAAUAGAAGUUCAAAGUUAAUCGAUAGAGAAGGAUA
This is a messenger RNA of Dimorphilus gyrociliatus, 2616 nucleotides long. NCBI's taxonomy places the organism in Eukaryota, Metazoa, Annelida, Polychaeta, Dinophilidae. The record is from the annotation of a GenBank genome assembly.